AGCUUGGGCAGGUGCCAGCUUCUGCACUGGAAACCUCUGAGCCAGCCUGGGAAACAGCACCCACUUUUGCUCUGCUACUGCUGCCUUGGUCACCAGCCAUCACUGAGCUCUCCACAGCAGCUGGCCUGGUGGUACUUAUUCUCCAAGCUAUGUGUUUCCUGUAUAUUUCAAAUAUAAUUAAAAUGUAUAUAUCAUUUCUGUGCAACCAGUUCCCAUGGCAGAGAGAGGAAUGGUUCUGUUCCCCCACAUCUGCCUGUGUAUCUGGGAGAGGUGGUGAAGGUUAAUGUGAUCUGUUGGGUGUAGUCUGGGGCUGUGCACGGUGUGGUGUGGCUGCAGGUGCGUGGUGGUGAGUAGGUGGCUCUUUGGCAUGCUCACAGUACUGCAGCCCACCAGCCCCACCUCCUGCCCUGCUUCCCUUGGCACUGCAGAGACCCAGCUGCAGCCUGGCAAUAACUCUCAGGGCAUGCUUUUGGGGUGUCCAAGGGACACAUGGGUGAGUGCUACUGACUACCCAGCAAGGGACAUGGGCUGCCUGGCUACAGGGUGAGCUCCAGCCCAGGUGUCCACCGGCUGGUUCCCCCCAUACCCUGCCAGGCCUUGGUCCACAACCCUGCAGCCUGGAGCUGGAAUGCAGGAAAUUCCACCUGAAGAGGAAGAACUUUACUGUGAGGGUGACUGGAAGAGGUUGCCCAGCAAGGCUGUAGAGUCUCCUUCUCUGAAGAUACUCAAAAGCCACCUGAACAAAGCCUUGAGUAAUGAACCCCACAGAACUUCAGCAGCAGAGGUUGGAUUAGAUGACUUUCAGUGGCCCCUUCCUCAGCUAUCCUGUGAUGCUGAUUCUGUGACCCGUGGAGAGGAGGCACAAAGUCCCAGCAGUGCUGCCCACGUAGGGGAUGCCAGGAUGCCCUGCACUAGCCAGCAGCCCUGGGUGUCCCUGCAGGAGGGUCUUUUGCCUGUGUUAGGGUGCAGGACAGGACAUGCCGCCCUAGCCCUCUGGUGUGGAGCUGUGGGGCUGAGCACAGACCGUGGGCGUCGGCAUAUCUGUCCAGCCACAGAUGUUAUCACUGUUAUGAGCUUAAACAAAUGGCUUCAGAACUGCACCUUUAGCUACAUAAGCUGAAUGCUGAGGAAGGAAACAGCUUACUGUUGUGUCGGUGGGGGUGGUACCUAUGAAACUGGGGGUUACGCUGCUGGAGAUAUGGGACUGCAGAGACCGUUGGCUGCAAAACAAGUUGGCGUGGAAAUCUUCAGGUUUGCUUGGAUGUGACCCGUCAAGCGGCACCAGGAGAUAACGCCUGGGGAGUACGUGACUGAGUCCUCUCCGAGGGGUUUCUGCUAUGGCCUCCCACACUGGGGCACAGCUCCGCUACCGCCUCCCCUGACGUCCCUUAUCUCCCCACACAGACCUGUGCCCUGACCUCACGUGAAACCAGGCCCUGGGCCUGGGCUGCGGAUAAAGAGCUGGCCAGGUGAUGGGACCCCAUUCGGUGUCCUCACUCCAUACAUGGCACGGUUUGUUCCUGCAGCCUGGACUUGUCUGUGAGCGCUUGGCCAAGACAAUGUACCAGCAUUUCCUUUUCCUUUUCUUCCUCUCCUUCCAUCACCAUAAAUGCCAAGAUCAGAUCCUGGGUGAAAAUCCAUAUGAAAUUCCCAAAGACUAUCAGCAGGUCUACAGAGGGACAAAAAAUGAUGUCAAAGAGAUCCCAAAGGUUGCAAAGCCCUUCAUUUCUGAAAUGAUCUUUGUGCAAACCAGCAUCACUGCUAUAAGGGAAGGUGCCUUCAGGUACAUGCCCAACCUGAUAAAUAUUUUGUUUAUUGGCAACAAGAUCAAGACAGUUGAACCUGGAGCCUUUGAUAAUCUGGACAAGCUGAGGGACUUGGAUAUCUCUGGUGCCUCGUUAGAAGCGCUAUCUGUGGGCACUUUCCAAAACCUCCCAAGCUUAAAGAGGCUGGAGUUGAGAGACAGCCAACUCAGAUACAUCCCCAAAGGCCUGUUUGAUGGGCUGGAAAAUUUGGGAGAACUCUCCCUGCACAUCAAUGCAAUCCCUUCUCUUCCAGAAGGCAUUUUUGAUUCUCUCGUCAAUUUAACCUUUUUGGACCUGUCUAGGAACAGGAUCACAACUCUUCCUGUGAAUGCCUUUAGCAAACUUACCCGGCUGCAAGUCCUCUGGCUGUAUGAGAAUGAGUUGCAAGACCUCCCAGAGGGACUGUUGGACAGUCAGCUGGAGCUGCUGGAGCUCAGCCUCCAGAGCAACAGGCUCAGGGUGCUGCCAUCCAUGUUCCUCAGAAGCCUGCCUCACCUGGAGAAACUCCUCUUGGACAACAAUCUUAUCAGGGUUCUCCCACCUCAGGGCUUUUUUGGUUUAAACAAAUUGAAGCUGCUGACUCUGGGUUCAAACCAUAUCAUGGAGCUCUCCUGCUGCCUUUUUGACACCAUGCCACACUUACAGGAGCUGGACCUGGGCAGGAACAGUUUGGCCACACUUCCAGGUGGCAUCUUUGUCAACCUUACAUCCCUUGGAAAACUCGUCUUGUCCCACAACCAGCUGUUAGCCCUGCCAAGGGGAGCUUUCAUUGGGCUCAGUAAGCUCCUGGAUCUCCAGCUGGACACAAAUCAGCUCUCUGCUCUGGAUGAAGAGGUCUUUGCUUCUCUCCCAUAUCUGAAAACCCUCAACCUUCGAAAGAACCAGCUGGAGAGGGUUCCCCGAGGGCUCCUGGACCCCCUGAAGAAGCUCAGCUCAGUGUAUCUGAGUGGUAAUCCAUGGAGAUGUGACUGCAACCUCUGCUCCCUGCACAGCUGGAUCCUGGGUAACAGUGAGAAGGUCAAAUUGUCCACCCAAGUCUCAUGCAAGAGCCCACCCCACCUGGCAGGGCAAGCAGUAACAUUGCUGAGGGAUGACCACUUAAUCUGCCCAGCUACUCUGCCUCUUUCAGCUUCUUUUACCCCCUCUCUGCCAUUUAACUCCACAUCAUCACAAAGGAUGUCAACUUUGCCAUCACUUGGAGGUUUGUCCACAGCAACGCCAACCUUGCUGUCAUUGGCAGCCUUUCCCAUCAGGACACUGACAACUGUUCUGUCACCUGUGGGCACCUCUGCCAUGUUGCCAACUGUGCCAAAGGAGGACACCUUCACCACUCCAUUGCCUACCGUGCCAUCUAAGGCCUUUGUCACCACCCCACCAUCCGCUGUGCUGCAGAAGGCCUUCAGCAACAGCCCAUCAACAACCAAUGUGGCCAAAUCCUUCAUCACUACACCGUCAACAACCAUGGUGCCAAAGGCCUCCAUCACCACCCCAUUACCAGCUGCGCUGCCAGAGACCUUCAUCAACACACCACCAACUGUGCUGCCAACAGCCUCCAUUGCCACACCAUCAUCAUCAACUGUGAUGCUCAAGGCUUUCAUCACCAGCCCAUCACCAGCUGUGCCAAUGUCAACCAUCAUAAGUCUACAGUCUCCUGGGGCCACCCACCCAGAACCUGUGCCAUCCACUCUAGCUUCUGCCACCACACAGCUGACCGCCGGCGAUGCUCGGAACCUGGAAGCCAAUAUGCGGUGUCCCUACCUGACGGUCCUUCUGUCAAGCGACACUAGAUGGCAUCACGACACUGCCUUCCUGCGGCCACCGAAAUCCCGGAGCCCCUGCACACACCGGCCAGGAUCCGCCGCACCGCGGACACAGCCACUCUUGCUCGCAGGGUCAGAAGCCCCAGCCCAAAUCUCCUCGCCAACCCUGGAAGGUACCUGCAGUCCUCGGGGAAGGACAUGCCAAGGCUUCCUGCCCCGUGCCGUGUCUUCUUCCCCGUGCCACGUUAUGGGAUGUGUCAGUGCCUGUACGCCCAUCAUACACAGACCUCUUCCCCUCUUCUGUUCUUUUUCCUCUUCCUUGAUAUUAAAGCCCCUCCUGCACCUCCGGGCUGACAAGAAGAUUAUUUUCAUCCCGUUUUUCUUGCCAUGACCUGCUGGGGGGUUUUCCUGUUGCUUCCUGGAGCGUGGGGUCCCCAGUCAGUGCCAGCCACUGGGGACUGGUGUAGGACCAGGGCUCCCUCCACAGGCGGCAGCAGCACAGUGAGACAACAGAUAUGCUUUUCUUCCCCCUCUUAAACCUCAUGUUCCUCAAAAACCUCUUGAGAAUGCUGCUUGCCCUGACCCCUCUGGUAGAGUGAUGUUUCAGCAUGGCCAGCCAUAUUCUUCUCUACCAUGACCUCAUCUGAUGCUGAGCCCCUGCUUCAGGCCAAGCACCGGCUCUUGGGAAGCUUGGGAGGAAGGGGCUAAUGCUCCUCACCACUGAAGAGCUGACGUGUGCCUUCACCUCCACUGUCCUGGGCUCCUGCCAGGCCUAGGCAAGUGCCAGACUUCAACAAAAGUGUGGUUUCUGCCAUUGCAGAAAGUGCUGAAACCUUCCCUGGGAAGCUUUAGUCCAGAAUUUGAGCCAAUGAACACAGGGGUUGUUCCCUGAUUUGGGUUUCUGGGUAGCUUUUUGGCUCUAGGCUGUGUUGACUUUGCCCUGUGCAAGGUAAGCUGCUCCCAAAUUUAAUCACUCCAGUUUCUAGAGAGUUGCAGGUGUCUGUCUUCAAUUCCUUGCCUUUGCCACCAGCACCUGCUCUGUCCUGUUCUGCCUUUGGAUGUUCUUCCCCUGUUGUGGGGCUGCCUGACUUUGGGGGGUCUCAAGGGGAGAAUCCCUGAAAAUAUAUAGUCUGGACAUGUGUUUUGCAAGGAAAAACAGGAAAGCAGCUCAAAAGUCUCCUGACCAGCAAGCCCUAAGCCUAGUGCUCAGUUCCCUGAGCCCGAUUCUCUUGCCUGGCGUGAGACCAGGGAAGGGGAAAAGGGGCUUUGUGUUAGGGUAUGUGCCUGCAGCUAUGCAUUAGGGACCUGGAUAUAUGUCUUCGCUAAGAGCCUGUGCAGUGUUACAGGCCCUUGGGCUAUUCCUUGAAGUCCUGCUGACGGCUGUGAAAUACAGGAGGUGAGUGUGGGGCAGCACAUCUGGGCGGGAUGGAGUAAGCGGCUUCGGGGCCGGGGCUGGCACGACAGGUAAUGAGAUACAGAUGAGGGAGAGGGAGUGUUUUUUUCUGGCAGUCCAGAUGGACUUGGCUUAAUACUUGAUUUAGAGGGUUUGAAAGUGGGGCCUGGCUGCCGGGGAACAGACCCCGAGCACUUUCCGGGGUAAUGAGAGGGGUUCUCCGCUGGCUUUUUGGAUAUUUAAUGGCCCAGCGCAGUCUAAACAGGGAAGUACUUCGGGGUGAGAUUAGCACAACAUAAUCACAUCUUAAAAGGUCUUCAGAGACACAAGGCACGUCCGCUCUCAUAUUAAUUACUUGUUGUUAAUAAAGCUGGGGUUGGGCUUGAGGUAUUCUCUCUGGAGCGGGCUGGUUCCCUCCUUGCAGAGCAGUGGUGUAUCUGAAGGCAGCACAAAGCCUUGCAGCCUCCACCUGUGCCCAUCCGGCUCCAGAAACCAAAUGGCCAACAUUCCUACAGCUGCCUUUAAUUUGCCCCAUAAUACCCUGAAAGGGCCGUGUCUUUCUAAGUGCCCAGAACACCUCUGAGUGCUGUAAAAUAAUGACAGCCAAGGGUGUUCUCAGCAUGGAAAUUUCCUGCUAUGAUUGAUUUCUAAUUUGUAAUGAAAAUAUAGCCGCCCAUGUUCCCGAGGUCUGGCUGUUGCAGCUGGCUCACAGGUAGGCUGCUUGUGACACUGUACAUCUCUUCCUGGUUGCUGUGAUUGCCCGAGGUCCUUGUAGCUCACCUCAGGUGACCAAAGUUAGAAGCAGAGGCAGGACACCAUGCAUGUGUGUCCUAGAGUGGUGCUGGGAUCAGGGGUCUCCAGCACGGCCUGGAAGUUUCAGAGCUGCCACUGGCUCUCUUCCUGCCCUGUGCAGGUGAGAAGUGGUUCCCACAGCUCUGUCACUCAUGCUGCAGUGCCAGCCUGUAACCCCUCUGCCUGUCAGCCCUGCUGGGAGCCCCCCACGCUGUGGGUGUGUUCCUUCCACCUGCCUCUGUUACCCUUCCUGCUCCUGGGGCACCCCAUGGGCAAGAAAGGGGUUUCUGAGAAAGAGCCCUUUAUUGUGGUGGGAAGUGGGGCAAUGAACACCUGCAUGAGGGGAUUUGCACAAUAACCUGGGUGAGCAGCAAGCCUGGGCUUUUGGCAGACAAGUUUCACCGCUGGCUUAUGAUGGGAACCUGUCCCAACUUGUGGCCAUGCUGCCAUGACUUCCUCAUGGGGUGCCUGCCUCAUGUGCCUGUCCCGAACACAUGCAGAGUUGUGCUGAGAGCAGUGUCUCAAUGGCUGCUAGUGUGGUUUGAGUAGCAUGGAAGGACUGGGGGCUGGCUGCUUUGCGUGCUGUGGGCAGCUUGGGCUGCCCAGGCUUUUAUCCAGGUUUUGGGCAGAGCAUGAGGGUGAGGGCAAGAAAAACAAGCCAGUGCAUCCACCCUUGAGCAGUGGGAGAGCCCAGAGAGGCGGAAGUCUCUGUUUAUUUAAGGUGCAAACAAGUGCUGUUAAUCUGCUGCCUGUUUGUAUUUCUUUAGAGUCUCUGAGUGUGGGGGGGAGCAGAGAUGGGGUCUCCUCUUUGUGCGGGGGCAGGGUCAGGCUAUUGGAAGUAGAGGUGAGAAAACAUAGAGGGGCAGCUGGAACCUGCUUUGGGAGGGAAAGAUUUUUUUCGGCUAUUUAUGAUAAUUAGUGGGAAACGUUCCUCAAGCGUUUCAGAUGAUUCUGUAAUGAAGUUGGGCCGACUGUUUCCGCUUUGUUCCCCUGGAACCAUUAAAAAUCCCCCUCUUUGAUUGCUUUAAUGCAAUGCUGAAAAGGCACAAUGGCAUAAAAGUGGCUCUGGGCAGGGCGGCACGCCUCCCACCCUGCCAGAUAGAGCUCUUCAGAGCCCAGAUUUUCUGGGUUAUAAAACCUCAGCACUCACAAUGUUCAUGCAAAAGCUGCUGUGGAUCCCAUGCCCAGGGCUCCUUUACAUCCCUGAUGCGGGUGGGUGUGUGUGAGCACCAGCUUGGUGUGCUCGGGGGGAGCAACAGCUGGCACAAACACACUGGAGUGAGAAAGGGCAGGCACAGCCAGGGAUGCCGUCUCUCCUCUGGUAUAGCAAAGCCACUUUCAGCCCAUGGUUGUUCUGGGAAUUUGCUGGGGUGAAAUGCUGCACUGGGAGAGGACCAUGUCCAUGCAAGGGGAAAUGGGGAGUCCAGCCCAAAGGAAAGUCCUUCUGAGUCAGUGCUGUUCUGGACCAGAUCCUGCUCUAUCUGCUGGGCCAGGCAGCAUCCAGGCACCAGCAGAAAGCAAGGGGCCUGAAAUCCAGCCAUGACCCUCCGGGUGAAUCAAUAGCACUCUUCUCUGAGCUGGCUCAGUCUCCUCUUGCUUUUAGCAGUGGAAAGAUCUUCCAGCAUACGUGAUGAAAAGAAAAUCCACCUGCCUGAUCUCACACAUGCCGCAGCCCGAGUGGGAAAGGACUGACAGCACUAAGGGGGUUCGCAGUCUGCAGCAGGUUUAUUGAUGGUACAGGAGGCGUGAGGGCGCUUCCUGGCGCUGAGCCGCGAAGGUGCUGCUCAGAACAAAGGGCGAACAGGACUUAUAUAGGGUUAAGGAAGGAAGGGUCUAGAAACUGGGAGGAGUAUGUGAUUGACAUAAGGGGAGAACCAAUAAGGGAGUAACAGAGGGAAUACAUUAACUUUUAACCUAUAGGAUGAUCUGGGGGGUGUGGUGAGACCGCCUUACUGCGGCAAAAUCUCACCAAUCAUAACAGGGGACUGAACAACCAAUCAGGGAGGAGAGUUCAUGAGGGAAAACUUAUAAGGGAAUAAAAUAUGAAUUUACAACUGGGGUACAAUGGUUUUAACAUGCAUUAACAUUACUAAUGGGGGUGAAACAACAUUGUCCAUGUCAAGCAGGUUCAAAGGUCUGUUCACAGAUGUCCAUUCCAGUGUGUAAGUCCAUAGUUUUAAACUUCAUCUUCAUUCUAUUCUUUGUAGAUCUGUCUCCACUUGUGGUAUAGUCUCUGUUUCUGUUUGGUGCCUUCCACACACACAUCUAUCAGCACUAUUUCCCCAGGGAUGAUGUAUAAAGCUAAUGGGAGCUCUCCUGCUAAAGCUGUGAUAAAAGAGGAAAUGGCAAGAGCUUUUAGCAUACUGGUGGGGGCUGAGCAUGAUGGAUUUUGGUGUCCACAUCAAUAUUCUCAUGUGGACUCCUGUCAGUGAGCUUAGUGUACUAGGCUGGGAUAUGGGGGUACAGCUGGCCAGGGGGGCUGUUCCUCUUCUGCUUCACCUUUGGCUGGGCAAGGGUGGCUAGGAAGCACUUGGGCACCCAUUAUGGGCACCCAGCAUCAGUCCUGCAGUGCUGCGAGGGCAAGAGGGAGCCAUGCCUGCUGGCCAGGCACCUUCCUUCUCAGCCACAACUGGUGUCUUUUAGACAGCGACUGCUAAUUGGGAUCACAUCAUCCUUAAUGCCCACCCUCUGCCCCACAGCUGGAGGCAACAUGCCCCACUAAGGCACUAAAUUAUCAGACUGUGGAGGAGAGGUUAAGGACUGGGAGCAUGGCUUUCCUGCGCCAGUCAUAACCAAGUGAUCAUAUCAGCCCCCUCCCUCCUUUCAGUAGGGGAAAAUUUGCAGACAAAUUCCUGCCAGUGGAAUGUUGGAGCUCUCCUGCGUGGUAGGAUAAAGAUACCUGUCACCUCCACCUGUCCCCAACAACAGCUCAUGCUGGGAGCAUGGCUGGGGAGCUCCAUGCUUUCCACAGGAAGUGUGGGAAUCGUGAGGACUCCCUGGAGGAGCACAUUCCCUAAGAUAACGCAUGGCCCACAGUGACACAAUCAGCCCUGCUGUGAAUAGGCUGGAGUCCUUACCUCUGGUUUCUGCUACGGCAGGUCCUGAAGCACCAACUGGAAUUGUGAUGCCUUUGCCAGUCCCCAUGUCUGGCCAAGACGCAGUGUGUUUGAGGGACCAGGUAGCUCUGGUACUACCCUCAUCCCUGCCAGCACAUCUCCACCCCUUCACUCUGCCCGCCUCCCAGGUCCAACGAUUGCUUUCCAGUGAAUUAUUUACAUAAGCUCCCAGCAGUGGCUGGAGACAAAAACUCAGGUACAGAGCAGCAGCAAGCUCCUGACCUUUCCCACCGCCGGACAAAUGGAGCCAGCAGCACGAGGCGGGCGCGCAAAGGCGCUGCGCUGGCCGGAGCACUGACCCCGCCAUGCCACAGCUACCUGCUGCUCUGCCACAAUGGCCCCACGUCCCCGGCUGGCCUGCUGGGCCGAUGAAAAAGGGUCUGAGAUAAUAAUGAGCCUGACUACCACUGCUCUCUUCAGAGAAUCGAGUCAACUCCUUGGGAAGAAACAAAAAAAAAGAAGGAAAAAAAAAAAAAGAAAAACCCCUCUUGGAUAAUAAAGAAGUAACAAAUGAAGACUGAAAGCCUAUAGAGCUGUCUUAACCCAGCGAAGAAAAAAAAUGUCAACAUCUGUGGAGCUGUCUGCAAAAACAGACCAAACCCCUAAUGAAUACCCUCUAGAAAAGACAUUCACUCGAGGAAAGGCAAAAGGCUACAUUUUUCUAUGGAGGUAUAAAGAUUUUGAUGAAUCUGCCCUUUCCCUUUCCAGUGCAGUUGAACCAAGUGCUAAUGUUCAUCUUCAGCUGUAUUAAAGAGUGUGGAGGGGGGCAGUGGGGCGAAGAGUCUUGAUCUGAAAGCUUAUGGAGAGGGUGGAUUUAGGGAGCCUGGAUGGAUGUCUGAGCACUAAAGCAAGGAAGAAAAGCAACAGGCAUUAGAGAAAAUACUGUUUAACAAGAGUUUCUUUAGUCAACCCAUUUGAGCAGAGAUUGGUGUGCCAUAAACGUAAUCCUCUUAGUGCUGACUUAAACAUGUUUGUACAAAACAGGGAAAUAUAACAUGAAUGUAAUAGUCACGUUUGCUAAAAUGCUUAAUAAAAAGACAAAAGU
Molecule: messenger RNA, 9911 nt
Organism: Myiozetetes cayanensis
Lineage: Eukaryota; Metazoa; Chordata; Aves; Passeriformes; Tyrannidae
Product: carboxypeptidase N subunit 2-like
Exons: 4
Coding region: 1473-3956 (827 amino acids)
Cellular component (GO): extracellular matrix
Molecular function (GO): protein binding
Source: RefSeq, a predicted model, not a curated record